GACCGGGAGGCGUCAAGGCUCUGCAAGCUUCCUCCACCCUCCCGAGCUGUCCCAGCGAGAGAAACCGAAACCAAGCCCGUUCUUCACCCCGCGGUCCCGUCUGCCUUGUGCUCGGAGGGCCGCGCUCGGUCAGCGGAGGAGCCGACACCGCGCACCGCCGGGGCAGCGCCGCGAGCUGGGCACCAGAGAGCGUGGGCGCCAAAGGGUCCCGGGUCUUCUCGCCGCGACUGCGGAGGCCGUGGCGGCUGCUCCUCCCUCCUCACAGUUGGGUAGCAGGCGGGUGCGGCCUGACCCGGCCCGUGAGCCGCGCGCAGAAUGGGCAGAUGCUGUUUCUACACGGCGGGGACACUGUCCUUGCUUCUGCUGGUGACCGGCGUCACACUGCUAGUGGCCCGGGUCUUUCAGAAGGCCGUGGACCAGACGAUCGAGAAGAAUAUGGUGUUAAGGAAUGGUACUGAGAUCUUUGACUCCUGGGAGAAGCCCCCUCUGCCCGUGUAUACCCAGUUCUAUUUCUUCAAUGUCACCAAUCCAGAGGAGAUCCUCAGAGGAGAGACCCCUCGGUUAGAAGAGGUGGGGCCAUAUACCUACAGGGAACUCAGAAACAAGGCAAAUGUUCAAUUUGGAGAUAAUGGAACAACAAUAUCUGCUGUUAGCAACAAGGCAUAUGUUUUUGAACGGAACCAAUCCGUUGGAGACCCUAAAGUUGACUUAAUUAGAACACUGAAUAUUCCUGUAUUGACUGUCAUAGAAUGGGCCCAGGUCAACUUCGUCAAGAUGAUCAUAGAAGCCAUGUUGAAAGCCUAUCAGCAGAAGCUCUUUGUGACUCACACGGUUGAUGAAUUGCUCUGGGGCUACAAAGAUGAGAUCUUGUCCCUCAUCCAUGCCUUCAGACCCGACGUCUCCCCAUAUUUUGGCCUGUUUUAUGAGAAAAAUGGAACUAAUGAUGGAGAUUAUGUUUUCCUAACUGGAGAAGACAAUUACCUUAACUUUACAAAGAUUGUGGAGUGGAAUGGAAAAACGUCACUGGACUGGUGGGCAACAGAUAAAUGCAAUAUGAUUAAUGGAACAGAUGGAGAUUCUUUUCACCCAUUAAUAGCCAAGGAUGAAGUUCUUUAUGUCUUCCCAUCUGAUUUUUGCAGGUCAGUGUACAUCACUUUCAGUGACUUUGAGAGUGUACAGGGACUCCCUGCCUUUCGGUAUAAGGUGCCUGCAGAAAUAUUAGCCAAUACCUCAGACAAUGCUGGCUUUUGUCUACCUGAAGGAAACUGCUUGGGAUCAGGAGUGUUGAAUGUCAGCAUCUGCAAGAAUGGUGCACCCAUUAUUAUGUCUUUUCCACACUUUUACCAGGCAGAUGAGAGGUUUAUUUCUGCCAUAGAUGGUAUGCAUCCAAAUAAGGAAGAUCAUGAAACAUUUGUGGACAUUAAUCCUUUGACUGGAAUUAUCCUAAGAGCAGCCAAGAGGUUCCAAAUUAACAUUUAUGUCAAAAAAAUGGAUGACUAUAUUGAAACAGGAGACAUUAGAACCAUGGUUUUCCCAGUGAUGUAUCUCAAUGAGAGUGUUCUCAUUGAUAAAGAGACUGCAAGUCGACUAAAGUCUGUGAUUAACACUACUUUGAUUGUCACCAACAUACCCUACAUCAUCUUGGCACUGGGCGUAUUCUUUGGUUUGGUCUUCAUCUGGCUGGCUUGUCGAGGACAGGGAUCCAUGGAGGAGGGAACAGCAGAUGAAAGAGCACCUCUCAUACGAACCUAACUGAAUUUAACCAUCACCUGAGCUUGGUGAAGGAACACGUGAACUGUCCUGAACUAGACCAUGACAGGGGAAACUCCACAUCCUCACAGAUUCCUCGUGUGUUAGGAGGAGGGAGAAGGCAAUACUGGCAAGUGACGAGAGCAUACUGGCCAGAGGUGAAGAGCUGGCUGACAUGGCUGGCCAUUAUGCUUCAUAAAAUCACAUGGUUUCUAAAACUGUUUUUUCACAUGUUUAGUAAGUAUUUAAUAAACUCUUGUACAGUCAUUUUUUUGUUGUUAGGUAGCUACAGAAUUUUGUGACCAGUUGUAGAUAUGAUGUCUCUGCAUCUCUUGUUAAUACUACCUGGUUUAACCUUAUUCAGUAUGUUUCAUUCACCAAAUUUUGUGCUCAAAAUACAUAUAUACUGCUUUAUGUUGUAUUCCUCCAUUUCACUCCCCAAAAGAAGUAAAUAAGAGUUUUGAACCCAGGGUAAAAUGGUAACCUCUUCUAGUACAUUAUUCAAAUGCAUCUGAUUUCCUCUUUAAAACAUUAUAUAUUGCAUUUCAUGUUAGUCUUCAGUUCAGAUUCCUCCAGGAAAAUAACAUGGUCUUCUGGUUACAUUUAUACUGUGUAGGGAUCAAGCAGGGAAGGGAUCAGGUGGGGUGAUACCCAUGAGUGGAUAGUGAUAAGCUCCUAAAGAUUUUUAAGUUGUACUUUUGUGAACAAAGAGAAUGCACAAAUAAGGUUGGUGAAGAUAAUUACACAUAUUUCAUGUAGAGUAGAACUAAAUGCUAGGUAUGACAUACAUCUGUAGAUAGUUAACUUUAUUUUUGGUCAAAAUUAUCUUGAUGUGGAAAGAUGCUUCUGGGAGAAUGUACUCAGUGAACACCCCACCCCCAGUUAUCCCUGCCAAAUAUGAUACUGUAUUAACUACAAUACUAUUGAGUGAUUUUGGGGGGGUAAAAUUAUAACUAUAAAAAGUCUACUCAUCCAUUGCCUAAGUUACAUAUAGAUUUCAGGAAGUCUCUAGAUUACAAAGACGUUUCUUCUGCAGCAGUCUUCUUGGUAACUUGAAACUGUUUUUGUAAGUUCUUUCCUCAGAUUCAGUUUCUUCCAGUGUUUUCUGGCUCACUGUCAUUCACUGAGUAGAGAAAAUGCCCUACAUUUCCUGCGACAAUCAUUUUGCUGACAGAAUGACUAGUAUUUGAAGUACUCCACCAAAUGUGCUUUAAAGAAAGGUGCCCUUGGGACAAGAAGCAGAGACAAGUCUCUUCCAAACACUUCUUGGUUUUCUGUGUAAUCAAAGGCAAAAGAUUGGGAAUCAUCAUUAGGUCACAGUGUUCAGGAUUCAAGCAUAUUUAAGGGUAUUUUCUUUGAUACUCAAAGUUUGCCAUGCAAUUUUAAUUGAGAAGCCUACACAGUUUUCUGGCAAAGUGCCUAUAGAACUUCCUAACAACUGAAUCAUUCAAAGGGAUUUUUUUGUUGUUGUUUAAAACUGGAUUUUCAGUGUAAGUAAAUGAAGAAAAAAAAUCAUGGAUUUCGCUUACAUAGUUUCUUAGUCCUAUAGGGAAGUAAUAAAUCACUUCAAUUUACAUGCCCCAAUUUUUCCUCUAUAAUGUGUGUCCCUUCUUGAAGGGACAAUUCAUUAAACUCUCAAACUUUUCUAUAAAUCAAGAUAGAAACUUCAGCUAACCCAAAUCACCAAAAGGCGAACAUUGAAAUCAAAUAUAUUUGAACUUCAGUAAUGCCAAAUACCUACAUUAAAUAUUUAUCAAUAUUUAAUUAUAUAGUUGGCAUAUUUUGUUCCUCGUGUAUCUACUUGUCCACACUAAUGAAACAGAUAGGCCAGUAUACUCAUUGGUUCAGUUUUAUUCUCAGGAUAUGAAUAUCUGUGAGAAGAUUUUUCAAUACUAUAAAUGAUAUACACAUUUAGACUAAAUCUCAUAUGGGCAAGGAGACCAAAUAUACAUUGAUUAUGUUUUUGUGCCAUGAUUCUUAAUAGUGACAACUUAAAAUUACAUUUGAUAUUUUCCUUCUGAAAAGUCUGUGGCAAACCCAUAAACUGCAGUCAAAAUUAUAGGUUGGUUAAGAAGAAUGAAUGUACCUAUUUGAUUUUAGGUUGAAACUAUUCCUCUUGCUUAUUCCCUCACAGCCAUCAUCUUGGAAAGACCCCCAGAGGCUUUGGGAUUGUCAACAUUACUGUGAUCACAGCAUGACAGGCAGGGAAAACUGGGAGUUGAACACAAGGCAGGAAAUGGGCUUUGCCACUUUUAGCUCCAGACUUUUCCCAUUUGACUUCAUUGCAUCAUGUUCUAGAAAGAUCACCAAUGGUCAAGUGGAACAAGCACUACACAACUAACCCCUAUUGGGGUUUUUACUUAAGGGAGACUAAUUUUUAAAUUGCUUGAAAUAUGAAUUCUGCCAAAGGUGAUCCUCAUAGUUGGCCCUCUGGACAUUAUUACUGGAGUAUACUGCUUGUGUCAGAAUGUUCUUCAUGUAUCUUAUACCGUUGGUUUAUUUCAUGUGAUUCUUGGUAUGAUUUAUUUCUACCCUUAAUGCAAUGAAAUGUUUCACUAAUAAAAACUUUAUAUAAAAGUUCA
This is a messenger RNA of Sciurus carolinensis (gray squirrel), 4331 nucleotides long. It is a transcript of the gene Scarb2, whose product is annotated as scavenger receptor class B member 2. The record is from RefSeq and is a predicted model, not a curated record. The coding region runs from base 316 to 1752 and encodes 478 amino acids. Gene Ontology annotation, molecular function: scavenger receptor activity. Gene Ontology annotation, biological process: receptor-mediated endocytosis; protein targeting to lysosome. Gene Ontology annotation, cellular component: lysosome; cytoplasm; membrane. The transcript is spliced from 12 exons. NCBI's taxonomy places the organism in Eukaryota, Metazoa, Chordata, Mammalia, Rodentia, Sciuridae.